AUGGAGUUCAUCGAGACUAUAGAGGUGGUUUCCGAGAACGGCGCACGGUUCCGCUACCACUGCCCACUGAAGGUGGUGCGGAAUAUGCAGUCAAACGCCUCCCACUACAGUCCACAGUUUGCCCUUGGGGAUCACGCAUGGCGUAUACACCUGCAACGGCGCGCGGCGGCGGCGAGUAACGAGGGAUUUCUCUCCAUUCAUCUUCAAAGCUGCACGAACGUACCUGUGGUGGCACAAUUCAAAUUGAUCCUGCGGUGCUGCGAGGAUCCGCCGUCCUCGAAAGCUCACACCUUUCGCUGUCCCUUCAAGAAGUCUGGAAGCGCGUGGGGGAUGAAUGAGUUCAUUCCGAUUUGGCGUCUCCUGCAGCGAGAGAAUGGAUUUGCCUACGAGGACGCAGCCUCCGGUGCACUUUACUUUGACAUUGAUGUCCUGCUGAAGAUAGUGGAAGCCGGAAAUAACAACUAUGGCGUUGGCGGUCUUGACACAAGCAUGCAGCGUGGACGCUCCAGCUCGCCUCCUGUGCAUUCCACGUCGUAUCGAGACCCAAAGCAUGCAAUUUUGCGCAUGCGCUCACCGACUGAGUAUAAUAGAGGCACCGGUGCUACGCGUUCCGCGUCUCUUAGAGGACGCUUGAUUGUUGCGCCAGAGAAAAGCCCCAGUGUGGCUGCUGGGCAGGCAGCUGCUCGGGCACCACUUUUGUACCCCUUUGAGCACCUUGAGGCGGUGACGGAUAUGACGUUUGACAUUCAAGGCGUCCGCGUGAAGGCGCAUCGGUGCGUUAUCGCUGCUCGCAUGCGUCCACUGUUACCGGAGCAUGUGUUGCCGCUGCAGCCUGGCUGCGUUGUGGCUAUCGCAGUCUCGGUAGACGUUUUUUCUGCCUUCUUACAGUACGUGUACACAGAGGAGUAUCCCCAGCAAGGGGUUUUACCGCCUGAGGCGUUACUCGAUUUGUAUUUACUAUCUUAUGCAUGUGAGUUCUACGACUUAUCUGGCGUCUGCUUGACCUUUGUGAGGCCACUCCUAUCGCAUGAAAAUAUACUUUCCAUUGCACUGACGCGGUACAAUGCGGGGGAUGAUGUUCUCAACGCCUUGUAUCUUCGAGUUCUUUUGGAAAACUACGAUUUUCUCAUUCAGGACCCGAAGUUUGAGGAGAUUCCCGGUCACCUGUUCAGGCGCCUCUCUCUUAUUAUGCGCGACAAGGAGCCGGUGCCGCAGGUGACAAUCCCGCCGUCGAAGAACACCCUUGGUAGGCAGCUGGGGUGGUUGGCGGAAUCGGGGGAGUACAGCGACAUGGAGCUCGUGGUGGGGCCGAAGCACUUGAUUGUUAAGGCGCACCGCUACAUUUUGGCUUCUCGCUGUAUCCUCUUCUCGCAGGCCAUAAAUCCGCGAUCCUCCGUGGCGGUACCGCCCUUCACAGCAUCGGAGUUUGACUUUUCCCAGCGCUCUUGGCAGAAGCUGCUCACCGGAAUCUACCGUCAUCACCUCGAGUACUACCGCGACUUCUCCGCAGAGGACGUGGCCAUCGUUUUCAAGAUGCACAGCGUCUUUGGCAUGGACGGGCACCUCAAGAAGGAGGCUGAUGAAGCCUUCAACUACCAAAAUGCCCUUCGCCUGCUUAUAUAUGCUGUGAAGCACCAGGUUCCAGAGCUGCAUGAGCGGGCCAUUAGUUACGUGGCAAGUAAUUUUACCGCGCUUAUUCAAGAGGAUCCUCAGGCCUGGGAACUUAUCAGCGAGUUACCGCAGCAUGCGGUGGUGACGCUAUUCCGCACAGUAGUGGAGGGACGGCAAUGA
Molecule: messenger RNA, 1791 nt
Organism: Trypanosoma rangeli
Lineage: Eukaryota; Euglenozoa; Kinetoplastea; Trypanosomatida; Trypanosomatidae
Exons: 1
Coding region: 1-1791 (596 amino acids)
Molecular function (GO): protein binding
Source: RefSeq, a predicted model, not a curated record